GGCUGGCAUGGAAAAGGCCGAGCUGUACGAGGUGCUGAACCGACAGCUCGUGGAGCUCCAUGCGUCGCUCGACCAGAUGCAGAAGAACCUCCAGCGCACGACCGCCGUGAGCGCGCAGACGCACAGCAUGAGCCACGCCUUCCUCGGCAUCGUCCAGCCCAGCAAUCCGCUGAGUGAGAUCGGCGCCGAGAAGAAGCUCCGGACCAAGGCCGUCGCCUUCGAGUAAGCUGCUAAGAACACAGCCAUGGAGCACCUCGGCGCUCGUCAAGGCGAAAUGCGAGUCGACGCGGCGACCACGCCACCGAGACUGCAACCAAGGCAAUGUGGAUACCAGCCCAUGCAAUGCAACAGCGUUUUGGUUCAGCA
Molecule: messenger RNA, 366 nt
Organism: Saprolegnia parasitica CBS 223.65
Lineage: Eukaryota; Oomycota; Saprolegniomycetes; Saprolegniales; Saprolegniaceae
Exons: 2
Coding region: 8-226 (72 amino acids)
Source: RefSeq, a predicted model, not a curated record